Lemur catta (Ring-tailed lemur) is the source of this 701-nucleotide messenger RNA. RefSeq names its product neuromedin U (gene NMU). The transcript is spliced from 10 exons. Bases 1 to 519 code for a protein of 172 amino acids. Gene Ontology annotation, molecular function: neuromedin U receptor binding. Gene Ontology annotation, biological process: regulation of smooth muscle contraction. Lineage: Eukaryota; Metazoa; Chordata; Mammalia; Primates; Lemuridae. The record is from RefSeq and is a predicted model, not a curated record.
AUGCCGUUAGCAGCGAGCCGCCGCGCCGGGCCGCCCCCCGGACAGGUGGCCAGGGCGUCCCCGCUCCUGCUGCCGCUGCUGCUGCUCGCCUGCUGCGCGGGCGCCUGCCGAGGUGCUCCAAUAUUACCUCAAGGAUUAUGGCCAGAACAAGAACUACAUUUGUGGAAUGAGAUAGAAGAUGCUUGUUUGUCUUUUCUGUCUGUUGAUUCCCAGCCUCAGGCAUCCAAAGUACUGGAGGAGCUUUGCUUUGUGCUUACGGGGAUUCUGCUAAAGCCUCGGGAACAAGAUGAAAAAGAUAAUACCAAAAGGUUCUUAUUUCAUUAUUCGAAGACACAGAAGUUGGGCAAUUCAAAUGUUGUGUCCUCUGUUGUGCACCCCCUGCUGCAGCUCGUUCCUCAACUGAAUGAGAGAAGGAUGAAGAGAUUCAAAGUGAACGAAGAAUUCCAAACUCCUUUUGCAAGUCGAGGAUACUUUUUAUUCAGGCCACGCAAUGGAAGAAGGUCAGCAGGUUUCAUUUAAAAUGGUUGCCAACUAAUUUUCCACAGAAGCAAUGGUAUAGAUUAUAAAAUAUACUCACAUUUUGUUUUCUUCUCAAAAACUAUCCUUGUUAAAUUUACUGUGUUGAAAAUCCCUGUGUUGUAAACAUUCUUAGUAAAAUUUGGGUGGGAUUGUAAAUGUGUAAUUUGUUGAAAAUUUAAAAA